Messenger RNA from Drosophila erecta, 2240 nucleotides. RefSeq names its product endophilin-B1 (gene EndoB). Gene Ontology annotation, cellular component: membrane; cytoplasm. The record is from RefSeq and is a predicted model, not a curated record. Gene Ontology annotation, molecular function: protein binding. Gene Ontology annotation, biological process: membrane organization. Bases 6 to 1301 code for a protein of 431 amino acids. The transcript has 6 exons. NCBI's taxonomy places the organism in Eukaryota, Metazoa, Arthropoda, Insecta, Diptera, Drosophilidae.
UUCCAAUGAGAAACGAUAGGUCACACUACGAAUUAGAGGAAAUAAAUACAAACAAAUUGGGCUGUGUAGCGGAAUUUAAAUUUAAACUUUAUCAGCAGCAGUACUAUCUGGCGAACAUCUCGGCCAAAAUGAACAUAAAUCUGCCGAAUUUCAAUGUGAAGAACCUGGUGAAGGAGGCGGGCAGCACGAUAUCACGAGUGGUGCAGCUCACGGAGGAGAAACUGGGCACCACGGAGCGCACCGAGUACGACUUGCACUUCCAGAAUCUCGCUGAGCGGGCUGAUGUGACCAAGACAUGGACGGAGAAGAUAGUGCGCGAUACAGAGUCGGUGCUGAUACCCAAUCCCCAGAACCGGGUCGAAGACUUCAUCUUCGAGAAGAUCGAAAAGUCGAAGCCCAAGAGGUUGAGCAACCUAGAGCACCUGGCUCUGGACAUGAUCGAGGCUGGUGGCGAUUUCGGCCAGGAUCUGCCCUAUGGUCAGGCUCUGAUCAAGGUCGGCCAGGCGGAACAGAAACUAGGCCAGUGCGAGCACGACUUCAUAGCCACCUCGGGCAUUUGCUUUACACAGCCGUUGCGCAAGUUCCUAGACGGCGAAAUGAAGACAAUUGGCAAGGAGCGCGGCAUCUUGGAGACCAAGCGCCUGGAUCUGGACGCCUGCAAGAACAGGGUGAAGAAGGCGCGCAGCAUGCUGGGUCAGCAAUCGAAAGAUGGCAUCUCGCCAGAGGCCGUCUUGGAACAGGCGGAGCGAGACUUGCGGGUGGCUCAGGCCGAAUUCGACCGGCAGUCGGAGAUCACCAAGCUGCUGCUGGACGGGAUCAGCACAUCGCAGGCCUCUCAUUUGCGCCACUUGCACGCCUUCAUCCAGACGCAAGUGCGCUACUACAAGCAGUGCGGCGAUGUCAUGGAGCAGCUGCAGCGUGAGCUGGCCAACUUGGGAGGCCCCACGCCAUACAUUCCGCUCGACGUGAACGAGGCCAGUGCCAGCAAGUCCAACAUAUCGUCCGGUGCCGCAGCCCGUGGUCCGGGCAACAAUCACUCUGCCAAUAUGGUUGCCACCGGCCACAAGCCCAAUCAGCCCAUGCACGUCAGCACGGAUCAGAUGCAGAGGGCACGCGUCCUUUGCUCCUACGACGCCAAGGAUCACACCGAGCUUAAUUUGAGCGCAAAUGAGGUGAUCUUCGUGACGGAAUGCUCGCCAGUAAACGAGGACUACAUGUACGGAAAACAGGGUCUAUUGAAAGGCCUGGUGCCACGCGCGUUUGUUGAAAUGCUCGACGAAGAGCACGACGUCACCCUCUAAGCCCUCCAACUCUUUCAGCAAUACUCAAUCAUUCAAUAAUCUCAACCAAAAGUAAUGAACAAGAAAAAUACUCCAAGUACGGCAAUACUUACACGUUAAGAAGGCAGAGACGAUCGAGAGAAGGGAAAGGCAAUUGGACAAUUAGAAGAUGCGGCCACUGCGGCAUUUGGCACUAGCAAGAGAGUACAAUAAUUUAUUAGAAUAUACAUACAUGAAUAUAUACAAGGCAUAUACAUACAUGAGCGUGUUGUUAGAAAAAGCAUUGUAGUUUAGCCUUCGGUGAUAAUCAAACCCAGAUCCUUGCCCAAAGAGCUACGCUACUCAGUUGCACAGAUCACACAGUAAUCAAAUAUGCAUUCUGGCUGCCUGAAUAACCGUCAAGUUAUACUUGUAAAUUUAUGAAAUUCUGAUCAUUAUAAUUGUUAAAUCUUAUCGCAUAUCUAGAGAGAAAGUGCUGUUUUAUUAAGCUUCUCUACACUCGACAAAGUAUUAUAUAUGUGUUAUGUUUGCCUGUAUCUUAGUUAACAAGCGAAAUUCUUUGUGCUUUACUAUAUUUACUAUCCUAUAAUUAUAAACGUAAGUAUGCGAUUGUUAAUCCUAUUAUCCAUGUAUUCAGCGAAAGCGUUUCCAACUAUUAUCUAAUAUAUUUAAUACUUCCUGCUGCAAUUAUUAUGUUACAAAAUUUUGAGUGCAAUUUUUGAAAGUCAAUUAAAUGAAUAUUGCUUGUUACAUUUAAGACAAAACUCUAAAACACCAAGGCGCUUGAUAGUUAAAAAUUAACAGAAUAAUAUUGUUGAAAACGUACAAUACAAUAAUUAAAAAGUAAACAACGAUCAUUUUUAGGUUUUCAGCAAACAAACAAAGUUGUAAUAUGAAAAGCGAAUUUUUAAACACAAACUAUACUACAUAAUUACAAAUAUAUGAUCAAAAUUAAAUCCA